Salvelinus fontinalis (brook trout) is the source of this 3306-nucleotide messenger RNA. Its product is annotated as TLR adapter interacting with SLC15A4 on the lysosome-like. The transcript has 3 exons. The record is from RefSeq and is a predicted model, not a curated record. Lineage: Eukaryota; Metazoa; Chordata; Actinopteri; Salmoniformes; Salmonidae. Bases 255 to 1061 code for a protein of 268 amino acids. Gene Ontology annotation, biological process: regulation of toll-like receptor signaling pathway.
UUCUCCUUACAUUCUAAAUGGAAUGUCACAGCACAGAAGGCAGAAGCUGAAAAGCAGGGGCAGUGAGUGUUCUAAUUUUAUUUCUAACAAUGCUUCCUGUUUUUGACAUUUGCUACUCAGAAGCUAAGUACAAUUAGGGACAGCACAUUACCGUGGCUGCUCACCAGUUAGAGAAAUCUGUAGAUAACUUGUAAACCUUCUAUUAGUGGACAGACUAAAGGAACACCAUCUAUUAUAAAAACAGAGUGGUUGUCAUGUUGGGAGAAGCCUUCAUCAGAGUCUUCAGGUACAGGGAAGAGGAUUGUGACCCCCAUUCCACAAAGGCUCAGGAACGUCCACCACAUCCUGCCCCCAAUAUAAUUCUGACCCCAGGUUCAAUGUCAGGAAACAUGGAAGGUCUGGUGCAGUCUGAUCCUAGAGUGACAACCAGGCUCAGUGAUGCCCUCACCAUCCCCAAUAGCCACUGUGACGACUAUGGUGACCUGGAGCUCUAUCGCUCCUGGUGCUGCACCACCUUCUGCAAAGACUACCCCGACCUGCAGCUCAGAGGGGACCAUGUGGGAAACAGGAGCUCAGAGAGCCCGCGGCUGGAGAAUGAGGGGUUCCAAGGACCACUUCUUCAAUCUCAGGACCUGGGAGAGCUGGAGGCCUUGGAACCCGCAGGGCCUGUGGAGCCUAGGGUGCAGGUGGAGUCCCAGCCCCUGCAGGAUGAGGGUUCCCUGGUCAUGGACAGCAGCAUCAUCACCCUGAACAGGGAGCCUCUAUCCAAUUCCAUGCUGAACGGCUAUCUGGAGAGUAAGCUGCUGGAGGUGUACAGACAGCACAUGCAGGACAGCCUGGCCCGGGGCAGCUCUCCCCUGGUCCAGACACCUCCCCAGGGCCUGAUACCAGCCCCAGUAAUGAAGCUCAGCCUGCAUCUCUGUCAGGACCACAGCCUGGACUCCAGUACGGCCCAGAGCAUCGUCAUCCACUACCUUAGCACCUACACCGUGGCUAGCUCCCACUUCAGCUCCCCCAACCUGCGCAUCUCCAACCCUGAGCCUAGAAGAAAGCCCACCUGACUGAAACCAGCAGUAGUUUCACUUUGUCCUCCGACUCUAACAUACUUGAGAAUGGUCUACAGUUUUAGUUUCGUUUUCUCUGUACUGAAUCUGUAUACGUGGUGGUCAGUUGUAUUGCAUUCGGUUCAAUAGGUAAAUUAAAUUGAUAUUUUAGGAUGGAGAUCCCUUCAUUUUGUUGAAUUGUUAGAAGAAAUAUCUUUAGAAAAUGCCACAAUGUCCAUAAUAUCUACUUCAUAAAUGCGACCAGUUCCUAUAAUGUAAUACUUGGGAGCCUGAGACAAUCCCCAGCUUUCAAGUUGAAGGACAAAGAGGAGACAAACUGUAAGAUGAAGGAUAAUUUAGUCCUUGUAAAGCAUCUUGGUUCUUGUUUCUGAGAAAUGAUUCCUCACAGAUAUUGCAGAUCUGAAAUUAUAUUGUCAUAACCACAGACUAUUACUAAACAGUAAAAAGAUAGCUAUUUUGCUAUCUUGGUUGUCAAAAGAGUUAGAAAAUAUUGACACCUGCUGUCAUACAUAAACAUUGCAUGUUAACUGCAAGUGUCACAUAACAUUUUGACAAGAAAGCACAUUACACACAUCGGUGUCAGAUCAACAUAUCAAGCUCUGCCAAAUUUGAAACGCUUUUUAAUCUUCGAUGCAACUGACUGAAUCGAAUACAUGAAUAUGCUAAAGCACUGAGCUAUUGCCGUCAUGUCUUGUGGAGAAUAAACUGGCCAUUGGAAUGGGUAGUGAAAUUGACUACACUAAGUGUACAAAACAUUAAGACCUUCAGACUAUUCAGUUGCACCCUCCACCCCCCUUUGCCCUAAGAACAGUCUCAAUUCAUUGGGGCAUGGACUCUACAAGGUGUCGAAUGCGUUCCACAGGGAUGCUGACCCAUGUUGGCUUCCCACAGUUGUGUCAAGUUGGCUGAAUGUCCUUUGGAUGGUGGACCAUUCUUGAAACACACAGAAACUGUUGAGUGUGAAAAACCUAGCAGCGUUGCAGUUCUUAACACAAGCAGGUGCGCCUGGCACCUACUACCAUACCCUGUUCCAAGGCACUAAAAUCUUUUGUCUUGCCCAUUCACCCUCUGCAUGGCACACAUACACAUGCCAUGUCUCAAUUGUCUCAAGGCUUAAAAAUCCUUCUUUAACCUGUUUCCUCCCCUUCAUCUACACUGAUUAAAGUCGAUUUAACAGGUGUCAUCAAUAAGGGAUCAUAGCUUUCACCUGGAUUCACCUGGUCAGUCUAUGUCAUGGAAAGAGCAGGUGUUCUUAAUGUUUUGUCCACUCAGUGCAUAAAAGUAUACUAAACCUAAGGUGCAUAUCAGACACUUUCUGGUUUAGUGACAGGUUGUUAUUUUACCUCUGAGGAGGCCUAUCCAUCUAGAUCAUUGUCAAUCAUAUCAAGUGAAUGUCAUGACUCAGGUGGGUAGCUUCAUUCCAGAAAUCCCCCUCUUAGGCAUCAACGGCAGGGAUGUAUGACUGGCAAGGUUUAUGUGAGUGUGACUAUAUGAUAGCAUGUGCUAGAAAUGCAUGCAUUUUUAUUUUAGGUGGGUGCAUCUAAUGUGAAAACCAGUAUCGAGUGACUUUAAGCAUGGUUAGUAUAUGUUGCUUGGGAGAGGAUUAACAGUAAACCGGUGUGUGUGGAGAGCAAGUGCCAAUGCCACCACUUCACACCCUGUCGGGAGCCACUGGGUCAUACACCAGCCAAGCCAAGGACUAUUAGCAUGGCACUGUUAGAGCAGCAUAGGAGUGGGUAAUGGUCAAAGAUUGUGGUGCCCAUGCCUCUGAUAAUUUACCAGAAUCAAAUGUUCAUGUUUAUGAAUUUUGAUGCCAUUUUACACCAUAUAGUGAGAUGUAUGGGGAGACUUCAAUAAAGAUACAAGAAAUGGGCAGAUCUCCAAAGAGUCAGUAAUAGGUUUAGCAGGUAAAGAUGUGUCAUCAUCACCCAGCACAGUGAGGACUGAAUUAUUAACCAUAUCCUGGUGGGACUCAGUGGGAUGAAGUUCGAGGACCUGUAGGGAUGUGUUGUGCAACAGAAUCAUGUAGUGUGCUCACACCAUAUAUAGUUGAUUGUAGUUGUAGUAGUUAUUUUGGCUAUAGGUCGAUAAGUAUCUACAAAAUGUGUCUUUUCUAUAUAAUUAAACAUGGGAACAUCAGAAAGAAAUGAUAAGCACAUACCCCAGCAUUUGUCAUGAUGUGGUUUUACAGUAACUGAGAUAUUUUGUAACUAACUGAAGAAGAAAAAAGACUGUCAUUCAA